Aplysia californica (California sea hare) is the source of this 612-nucleotide messenger RNA. RefSeq lists its product as uncharacterized. Bases 1 to 612 code for a protein of 203 amino acids. Gene Ontology annotation, molecular function: nucleic acid binding; zinc ion binding. The record is from RefSeq and is a predicted model, not a curated record. The transcript is spliced from 2 exons. Lineage: Eukaryota; Metazoa; Mollusca; Gastropoda; Aplysiida; Aplysiidae.
AUGUCUGAGCUGUUGCCUAGCAGUCCCUUGCAGAAGGACUGGCUAGAGCUUCCGCGACAGCUGUACGUGGCUAUCUCCAGUGCAGAAGACGUACAGAAGAAGACCAGUGACCUGGAUCUAUUCAAGACAGGAGAUGCACAACGGAAAGUUCUUGGACACAUUCCCACGAAUGUACAGAAGCUGUCCGGGGGAGCACUCCUUGUCAAUGGCGCAACAGAGUCAGAAGUGACCAGGCUCCUGAACACUAUGACCUUCGGCGGUGUUCCAUGUACAUCUGCGCGGUACCAGAAGUUAAACUGCUCAAAGGGCGUCGUCUGCAGCCAUGAACUGAAAGACUGCUGCAGGAUAGAGGAAAUUGUGGCAAAUUGUGAGGGUGUGACCCACGCCCGCGGGAUUACUCUUCGGCGGGGAAAGAUCACCCUCGAAAUUAAUACGAUAAUUCUAACUUUUGACUCGUGUCGCUCUCCAGCCACUGUUCGGCCAUCUUACUUAGUCUUUGGCGUGCGACCCUAUGUGCCUAACCCUCUGCGCUGCUUCAAGUGCCAGAAGUUCGGCCAUAGUCAGUCGCGAUGCCGAAACGCAGCCUCGUUGUGGCAAGACCGAUCUUCCUGA